This is a messenger RNA of Caenorhabditis elegans, 3023 nucleotides long. It is a transcript of the gene Y71H2B.5, whose product is annotated as Aminotran_5 domain-containing protein. Lineage: Eukaryota; Metazoa; Nematoda; Chromadorea; Rhabditida; Rhabditidae. The record is from RefSeq and is marked reviewed.
AUAUGGGAUCUCGAAAGUUUGCUGAGAAUAUUCCGGAUAUCUUCUCUCAAGAAGAAAAAGAAGAAGCUCUAGGAGCUCGAGGAGCAGAAAAUUCAAAUUCCACGGAGCUUUUAAGUUGGAUGAGAAACGAUGAAAUUGGACGGAAGUCUGUUAUGGAUGGACCAUUUGGAGCAAGAAAAGUGACUUACUGUGACUAUACAGCAAGUGCCCGUGCAUUCACCUCCAUCGAAACAUACAUUCAACACGAAGUCCUUCCAUUCUACGGAAAUACUCAUAGCUCCGUUACAGUAACCGCCGAGCAAACGACACUUUUCAUGCACGAAGCGAGACAAGAAAUCCGUGCAUUCAGUGGAUGUGGUGAUCAGGAUUCUGUAAUAUUUACUGGAAGUGGAUCAACUUGUGCUGUUGAGCUUCUUGUUCAUUUAAUGAGUGAUGGGAAGGAUGAUGAAGAAGUUAUAGUGGUACAUUCCAGUCAAGAACAUCAUAGUAAUCUUCUGCCGUGGCGGAAAAUUGCAAAAGAAUGCAGAAAUAUUGAAGAGCUCGAGAAUGGACAGAUUGACUUGGUGCAUUUGCAAAAUGUGCUCAAAGAAAUCCGAGAAUCCCAUGGAUCUAUCAAAAUCAUCGGAACAUUCUGUGCAGCCUCCAACCUUACCGGAAUCCUAAUCGAUAUUCAAAAUGUCACAAAAAUUCUGAAAAUGUUCGAUGCAAUUGCGAUUUGGGAUUUUGCAUCGGCGGCUCCAUAUAUUCCAAUUUUAGUUAAUGGUACAUACCCAUUGGAUGCAGUUUUCUUCUCGGGACACAAAUUUCCAGGCGGUGUCAGCUCUCCGGGUGUUCUGAUUGUCAAAAAAUCGAUAAUUCAGGCGACUAAGCCGAAGAGAAUUGGUGGUGGAACGGUUUUCUUUGUGAAUUCCACAGACGAAUGGUAUUUGAAAGAAGUUGAACAUCGAGAAGAAGGUGGCACUGCUGAUGCAGUUGGAGCUGUCCGAUUGGCAAUGGCUGUGAAAAUGAAACGAUCAAUUGGAGAGGAUACCAUUAAAAAUCUCGAAUCCUCAAUUUCACAUCUCGUCCUUCAGAAGAUCAGAACCAUUGAGAAUCUUGUACUUCUCGGUCCAUCGGUCGUAGAUCAUCGUCUCCCAGUAUUCUCAUUCCUAAUUCGUGAUCCUCAAAGUCAACUGUUCUUCCAUCAUAAUUAUAUUUCUGUUCUGUUAAAUGAUCUUUUUGGAAUUCAAACUCGUGCUGGAUGUAUGUGUGCUGGUCCGUAUUCUCAGAAGCUUCUCGGAAUCGAUGAAGAGCUGUCACAGAGAUUUGUGAGCGCAAUUCAAGAAUCACCAGAUCUCGAUAGAACACACCUCCGGCGGCAAGCUGAAUACUCGCAACAGGAAUUCCUGAGACCUGGAUUCACGAGAAUCUCGUUUCCUUAUUUUUUCAAGAUGGCGGAAGUCGAUGAGAUUUUGGAGGCUAUUCGAUUUAUUGCAAAACAUGCGGCCGACUUUUUGCACUUGUACCAAGUAAACUGUGAGACCGGUGAAUGGCAUCAUCAAAAUCAACGAGUAUUUCAUGGAAGACGAUGGCUCGGACAUGUUCAAUUCACCCCAACCGGCCUGAAAACUAAGCCUUUGGCUGUUCCAGAAGUGCCUGAUAUGAAGAAAUGCCUGGAAGCGGCAAAAGUGUUGGCUCAAGAGUCGUCGGAUGCUCUGAAUAUCUCGAAAAUUCCAGAUGGAAGACUGGCGAUUAAUUCGGAAUAUCACGAACUUCGGUGGUUUGUUCUUCCGAUUGAGGUGGCUGAAGCUCGAGCUGGACGGGCGGUUUCAUUUCCGAUGUGUGUGAUUAAACCGAGAAAGUAUACAGAAGAAGCUUCACAUCAAGAAAUUCCAUCCGAGCAGCAUCAAGAAGCUCCGCAAGAAGAGUGUGAAGUGAUUUGUGACGAUGUGAUUUGUUAUCUGAAAUCAGAUAAGCUGAAAGCUUCAGAAGACGUGGGCGAUGCUGCUGAAGCUGAGGAGGUGAAGCAGAUGGAAGACUGGAAUAAGCGGGUCAUCGUGAGACGUGUGGAGAAUUUGAGUAAAGAAGACGAACGGCUUCAAGAAUGGCAUAUUCCGUCGUUGGAAAUGUACAAGAAAGUUACAGACAUUAUUCAUCAGCUCAAGAUGAUUAGGGACGGCGACAAAGUUCUUGUGUGUCUCUCCGGCGGCAAGGAUUCUCUAUCGCUUCUUCACAUUUUACGGCACUAUCAACAACGCUGUAAUAAGGCUAGAAGCACCUCCUUCGAACUCGGUGCAAUCACCGUUGAUCCAGGAUCUGCAGAAUACAAUCCACGCCCAUUAAUCGAGUAUUGUCGACGGCUCAAUAUUGAUUAUUUCUACGAAGAGCAGGAUAUUAUUGGAGCCGCCCGAAAAACGCCCGGACUCCGAUCGAUUUGCGCGUUUUGUAGUCGAAUGAAGCGUGGCCGACUCGCCGCCGCCGCACAAUUACACGGAUGGAAUGUUCUGGCGAUGGGACAACAUUUGGAUGAUCUUGCUGAAAGCUUCUUCAUUGCCGCUUUUCAGAAUGGAAAUUUGAGCACGAUGAAGGCUCAGUAUACGACGAAAGACGGAGCUCUUCGAGUCAUUCGACCGCUGGUGAUGGUUCGCGAGAAGGCUCUACGAAAUUUCGCCGAGGAUAAAAAACUCCCAGUUGUCGCGGAAAACUGCCCGGCAUGCUUCAACCAGGCCACCGAACGUCACCGUGUCAAGCAGCUCCUGGCUCAGCAGGAGCUCAUCUUCCCCGACUUGUUUAAUUCACUGAGAUCUGCUCUGAAACCACUGCUUUUGGUUGAUUCGGCGCACACCAGCGUGAUGCGGAGCCAGGCGGUGCAUAAUAUUGUGAAGGAAAUGUCAUAGGGAAUUUUUCCUAUAAAAAUUAAAAUUUUCCUAUUAAAAAAAAUAUUUAAAUAUUUUUCUUGUUGUUAAAUGUUAAUCGUAAUUCGUCCUUGAGCGUUUGAAUGUUUUUUUGAUGUUUUGGUUUGUUGAAUAAAAACUUUCAAAAAU